This is a messenger RNA of Suillus fuscotomentosus, 1496 nucleotides long. Its product is annotated as putative fungal pheromone GPCR, STE3-type. The transcript is spliced from 7 exons. Gene Ontology annotation, biological process: G protein-coupled receptor signaling pathway. Lineage: Eukaryota; Fungi; Basidiomycota; Agaricomycetes; Boletales; Suillaceae. Gene Ontology annotation, molecular function: mating-type a-factor pheromone receptor activity. The record is from RefSeq and is a predicted model, not a curated record. The coding region runs from base 1 to 1197 and encodes 398 amino acids. Gene Ontology annotation, cellular component: membrane.
AUGUUAACAUCUGUAUUGGACAGUAAGGUCGCAGCUCUCACGCCCUUACCUCACCCUACUACCAUCAAACCUGAUACCAGGUCCGAACAUGGGACACGGUAUGUCUCUGCGAUCGUAACGCCACUCGGAGAACAAGAUGGAGCGGGGUUUGACACAUCCCCGCAUAUUGCAUCUGAUGGUAGUUUACGAGCACAGCUAGAGGCGAGGUUGGUGAAAACUGAGGAAGGAGGGAAAGAGUGUGUAUGGUGUGACAUCACGACUAAGCUUGAAGUUGGCAGCACGGUAGCGCUAGCUGCUGCCAUGUUCAGCCUUUGCAUGCAUCUUGAACGUGUAGCCGCCAUUCGAGACCUCAGCCUGACGCACUCUAAAAAGUGUUGUCGCCAGAUAGUGGAGUCUACUUUGUGCUUCGGAGUUCCUCUCAUAUACAUGGCCUUGCACUACAUUGUCCAGGGACACAGAUUUGAUAUCAUCGAAUGUUUUGGUUGUCGUCCAACAAUCUAUGUGUCUAUUGCUUCUAUAUUCUUGAUUUGGGUUCCGCCAUUGGCUUUCUCUCUUGGCGCUGGCAUAUUCACAGCAACCGCCUUCUCGCACUUCUGGAAACGUCGGGCAUUAUUUUCCAAGCAUCUCAAAAAUACUGGUUCAGCACUCACCCCUAGUCGCUAUUUUCGCCUUAUGAGCAUGGCAAUCGUCGAGAUGUUCUUUGGCUUGCUGGUGACUAUACUCAACAUGUGGUGGACCAUGCGACCAGGCCUUCGUCCUUGGAUUACCUGGACAUUCGCUCUUUGGUUCAUGAUACCGAUUGCGUCCGUUUUCUUCUUCCUUUUCUUUGCGUUCGGCCGAGACGCAGUCAAAGAGUACGGUGCUACUUUUAGAUGGAUUCAGCGUCAUGUCCUCCGGGUUCAAGAUCGACCAUCUCCAGGUCUCUACCCACUAAUUACGGUAGCGAGACCAUGCAACAUGCCUCAGUCCUCGACCAUCGAUUUGCGCAACAAGAAAAAGGGAACUCCCACCGGAAUACCUUAUUCCACGUCUCCUUGCCAUAUCGACCUAGCCAGAGGCACUGGCCCGCUCAAGUCGGACUGUGCGCCAGCUCUCCCGUAUACCAGCCCUCCAGCAUCAAGUUAUUUCAAAUACCAAGAGCAAUACUCUCGCGGAAGUGACCGUGAUGGUCGCCCUUCGGGUAUGCAUGCAGUAUAAGGACUUUGCAUUCGUACAUUGGCUUUACUAUCAUUUGUAUAUCAGCCUUCUCUCCAUUCGUUCGAACUUCGUACCUGACGAUACAAUCACUGUCCCUACAUUUUCCAAGUCCCUUCACUGUACCCGUAUGAUGUACCUCAUUUGACGAGGACUUUGCAUUCGUUCAUUGACUUUACUAUCAUUUGCAUAUUCUCUCCAUUCGGUCGUUCGCACCUGACGAUACGAUCACUGUCCCUACAUUUUCCAAGUCCCUUCACUGUAUACCCGUAUGGUGUGCCUCAUUUGACGAGGACUUUGCA